Messenger RNA from Vombatus ursinus (common wombat), 1485 nucleotides. Its product is annotated as HAUS augmin-like complex subunit 7. Gene Ontology annotation, molecular function: microtubule minus-end binding. Gene Ontology annotation, cellular component: HAUS complex. The transcript is spliced from 12 exons. The coding region runs from base 82 to 1359 and encodes 425 amino acids. Gene Ontology annotation, biological process: centrosome cycle; spindle assembly. NCBI's taxonomy places the organism in Eukaryota, Metazoa, Chordata, Mammalia, Diprotodontia, Vombatidae. The record is from RefSeq and is a predicted model, not a curated record.
GACUCUGUCCAAUGAAGAGACGCGCUCUGUGAGCGCGCGGAUAUUGGGCCCGGUAGGUUCCGACUCGCAGGAGCGGGAGAGAUGAUGGCCCACCUUUGGACAGGGUUCGAGAACGGCGACAACGAUCAGAAAGCGGCGCAGGCCAGGAAGAGAUGGUGUGAGGAGAAGUGGGAGAACGAGGGGGAGGACGAGGACGAGAAUGAGAAGGAGGACCAGGACCAGGACCAGGACCAGGACGAGGACGAGGACGAGGACGAGGACGAGGAGGACGCCCAGCUCUCACUGGAGGCUCUGAGGGUUCUGGAAAGAUUAAAGGACAUAGACUGCCCCUUCCUUGAUGGUCUGUAUAUUACUGGACUGAGGACAAUAAAACAGUUCCUGUGUACACCUUCAAUUUACCGUUUGCUUAUUCUGGAAUGGUUAUUUGCAAGACUGUAUCCUUCCUUUGGGGAUUCGUUUGAAACUGUGCCGGAUUUUGGAGCUAAAGAGAAAAUAACAGAGUUGACCAGACUUGGCCAUGAACUGAUGUUGUGUGGGCCAGAUGAUCAGGAUCUCAUUAAGGGCUCUACUGGUGUGAAGGAACAGCUUUAUUUCUUUAACCAGUUAUUGGAUCUGGUCACAAGUCUGGGUCCUGAAUAUGCCACCAGCUUCUUCAGUGUGGAGGAGAACUUCUCCAAGUUAGUGAAAGACAAUGAGAUGCUGCUGAAGAAGGUCUUCACUUCCCAUGUCCACAUGGAGAUCCUAGAUCCCAAGUUCAGUCCCUUGCCUCUGGACAUGGAGUCCUCUUGUGGAAUAAAGGAAAACCUGCAUAUAAUGCCACUGGAGGCAAAGAAGACGAAGGUGGAAGAGCUUUCCGAAAAACUGACUAAGCUCACUGAAAUGCUGCCGGCGCAUAAGGAAGAGGCCGUCGGUCACCAGGGCAGCAUCAACGGACUGUAUUUGCCAAAUCUGGCCCGGCGCCCCGUUCAGUGUUCACCCCACUGUGCGAAAAUCUCCAGCCAUGGUUGUGGCACCUUGGGCUUGACUCUCUCAGAUUUCCAUCAGCUGGUGAUUGCUUUUAUACACGUUUUUGAGGAUGAGCUUCAUGAGCACUGUAACUGCCCUGCCCCCUACAUCAACCCAUGUGGUCCAUUCUUUCAGUCUGUACAUGAUUCUCUAACCCUCUGCAACCAGGGGCUGAAAGCUAUCACUGAAGUCAUGGAUACCUCUGUGAAGGUGGAGGAUAUAGCAGAGCUGCCACAAUGGGAGAAAGCCUACUUGGGUGAAGGCAACUACAUGGUGACCUUGGUUGAAAAAUUGAAAGAGUUAAAACGGAAAUAUGAGCUCUUCCAAGACAGUCCUUGGACAUCUCUUGAAUGAACUUGAGAAGCACCAACAAGGUCCACACAGAAAAAAGAGGAUUGUACGUGAAACAGCACAUUGAAUUGUGUACACCUUACUUUUUAAGAAGCAUUUAAUAAAAUCACCACCUUAGUUUCAAAGUGA